Colletotrichum fioriniae is the source of this 198-nucleotide messenger RNA. NCBI's taxonomy places the organism in Eukaryota, Fungi, Ascomycota, Sordariomycetes, Glomerellales, Glomerellaceae. The record is from RefSeq and is a predicted model, not a curated record.
AUGGGCAAAAAUCCUGAGAUCUCUGUCUCUAUCCCUGAGGAGUGGGGUGUCGGGUCGGACAAGUACCUCGUUGAGAUCGACAUGCAGCAUCAACUUCACUGCCUCAAUGCAGUUCGCAAGUAUGCUUAUUUUGAUUACUACUAUGGUAACAAUUACAGGAACAUGACCACCGAUCGAAGGCAUGUGAACAUGUAUUGA